Zasmidium cellare ATCC 36951 is the source of this 1794-nucleotide messenger RNA. RefSeq lists its product as uncharacterized. The record is from RefSeq and is a predicted model, not a curated record. Bases 1 to 1794 code for a protein of 597 amino acids. The transcript has 2 exons. Gene Ontology annotation, biological process: mitochondrial translation; glutaminyl-tRNAGln biosynthesis via transamidation. Gene Ontology annotation, molecular function: glutaminyl-tRNA synthase (glutamine-hydrolyzing) activity. NCBI's taxonomy places the organism in Eukaryota, Fungi, Ascomycota, Dothideomycetes, Mycosphaerellales, Mycosphaerellaceae.
AUGAACGUCCGAUAUGCAUCACUUGCACGCGUCUUCACUCACUCCCAGCCCAUCUGUCGUACUCCACGAGCCUGUAUUGUCGCCAAAUGGCUGCGACGUCGCGGACUCUCAACGGCACCUUCGGCGCAGCCAGAAGCGGUUCCGUUGCGGAAACACCUAAAAGAGGAGGCCAAGAAGAAGAAGGCGCAGAAUAAGAGCAAUGGCAAGGUGCAGGAGCAUUCAGAGCCGUCGAAAUGGGAGCUUACGGUGGGCAUCGAAAUCCAUGCGGAGUUGAAUACGGCGUGCAAGCUCUUCUCCAGCGCUCCCGCUUCUGUGGAAGAUGGCGAGGACGCUGCGAACAGCAGAGUUGCUCUGUUCGACGCCGCAUUGCCAGGAACACAGCCUCAAUUUCAGCGGGCUACUCUACUUCCCGCUCUGAGAGCCGCGAUCGCGCUUGGAUGUGAGGUUCAGGGAAAGAGUGGUUGGGACAGGAAGCACUACUUUCACUGGGAUCAACCUAACGGAUACCAGAUCACGCAGUACUACGAUCCGUUUGCAAAGUGCGGAACCCUCGCUUUGACGGCAGAGGACGGAGUGCCAUCCUCAGAUCUCAAUGGCGCCGAAAGCCUCAAUAUUGGGAUCAAACAGAUUCAAAUGGAACAAGAUACUGCGAAAACGACCUCACAUCCUCCUUCGUCCUACCAUAUCGAUCUCAACCGAGCCGGGCACCCUCUGAUCGAGAUCAUUACACUUCCUCACAUUCACUCACCACAGACUGCUGCAGCGGUAGUUCGGAAGGUUCAAGCUGUUCUGAAGAGCGUGGAUGCAUGUGUGACGGGUAUGGAGCUGGGUGGUCUGAGGGCAGAUGUCAACGUGUCGAUCCGCGAACGAGGGACAAGCGGGCUGUCUUCGUACAGUGGCGUGAGUGGACUUGGGCAGAGGACCGAGAUCAAGAACUUGUCUUCGUUCAAGGCUGUGGAGGAUGCAAUAGUGGCAGAGCGGGAUCGUCAGAUAUCUGUACUGGAAUCCGGAGGCGCCAUUGAAGGAGAGACCAGAGGAUGGACGCUCGGUGCAACAGAGACUACGAGGCUGCGAGGGAAAGAAGGGGAAGUGGACUACAGGUACAUGCCAGAUGCUGAUUUGCCGCCACUCUUCAUCGGGAAAGAUCUGGUAGAGCACUUGAGGACGACGCUGCCUGAGCUACCGAACGAGACUGUGGAACGAGUGCAGAGGCAAUAUGGUCUCAGUUUGAAGGAUGCAAAGACAAUCGUGAGUCUCGACGAUGGGGAUCGUUUGGAGUUCAUGGAAGAGACUGUCGAGGUUCUGAAAGGAGGACUGUCAGGCUCGGAUCAGAUCAAGCUGGGCAAAACCGUUGGCAACUGGGUAUUGCACGAACUCGGUGGUCUCAUCAGUGAUGAAUCUCGAUCGUGGGAUGAGAUGCCUGUCACAACUCAAGAGCUGGCCGAUCUUAUCAGAAACUUGCAACAGAAGCAGAUCACUGCACGUGUGGCCAAACACCUGCUCGCAAUCCUACACGAUACUUCAUCUUCAAUCAAGCGACCGUCUGUGGAGCAGCUGACCGUCGAUGGAAACCUCCGUCUGCGACCACUGUCAGAAGACGAGUACGAAGCGCUGGCCAAGGAGAUCAUGGACGAGAAUCCAGAGAUGGUGGCCGCCGUGAAGGAUAAAGGCCAGAAGGGUAAGGCGAUGUGGUUUGUUGGACAGAUGGUUAGACGAGGAGAAGAGGGAACGGUGGAGCCCGAAAAGGCGAAGCAGGUCGUCGAGCAGCUGCUAUCUGGACCCGGCAUUGUCUGA